Molecule: messenger RNA, 2175 nt
Organism: Elaeis guineensis (African oil palm)
Lineage: Eukaryota; Viridiplantae; Streptophyta; Magnoliopsida; Arecales; Arecaceae
Source: RefSeq, a predicted model, not a curated record
AUGCAACGCUGCAUAGAAAAUUAAUUUGAGCUUUGUUUUUUUUUUUAAUUUUUUUUUUUAUCUUUUUCGUAGAAAAGCGUGUUUUCUUUUUUAGAGCUACUAAGCUACUGCCCACAACGGGAUUUGAUACGAAAUAAAACCGGGCUUGACGCUUCUCUUCGCAACCGCCUCUCCACGUCCCCUCUUGCUCCAACCCCCUCAAAGAAUUCCUUUGGUGCUAGGGUUUUGAUCGCUUUUGUGGAUGAUGGAAGGCGUAUUGGAUUCCUCGUCUCUAGCUUGCAGACGCCUGGUCGUUCUCUCUGCUCACCUCGCCACAGGCGCCUCCUCCGCCGUUCCCGGUGGCGGUCUUCCGCCGGUUCUGGAGAGAUCCGCCGUCUCCGCUCGGGAUAUCGAGCGGCCUCCGGCGAAUCUCGGUGGUUCAUUGACGGUGAUCGAUGGGAGAACCGGGAAGAAGUAUGAUAUCGAGGUUUCCGAAGAAGGAACCGUCAGAGCUACCGAUUUAAAGAAGAUUACGGCUGGUAGAUAUGACAAGGGGCUCAAACUCUAUGAUCCGGGUUAUCUCAACACGGCUCCAGUCCGUUCAUCCAUCUGUUAUAUUGAUGGAGAUGAAGGGAUUCUUCGCUACAGAGGUUACCCGAUCGAGGAGUUGGCUGAAAGCAGCACAUUUCUCGAAGUGGCUUAUCUCUUAAUGUAUGGCAACUUGCCUUCUCAAAGCCAGUUGGCAGACUGGGAGUUCGCAAUUUCUCAGCAUUCUGCUGUUCCUCAGGGCAUUCUGGAUAUUAUACAGUCAAUGCCUCAUGAUGCACACCCAAUGGGAGUACUUGUCAGUGCAAUGAGUGCACUUUCUGUCUUCCAUCCAGAUGCAAACCCUGCUCUUAGAAUUGUCUUCUGGAAGGGUGUCAAGGAAAAGGUGGUUAUUCCUUCAAAAUGCACAUUCUUCUUCCAAAUUUGUAUUUGGUUUUUGAUGGGCCAAGAUCUUUAUCGGUCAAAGCAAGUAAGGGACAAGCAAAUUGCAAGGAUACUUGGAAAGGUACCAACAAUUGCAGCUGCUGCCUAUUUACGGAUGGCAGGAAGGCCUCCUGUUCUUCCAUCCAGCAGUCUUUCAUAUUCAGAGAACUUCUUGUACAUGUUGGACUCAUUAGGUAACAGGUCAUAUAAACCUAACUCUCGACUUGCUCGGGUUCUUGAUAUUCUUUUCAUCCUGCAUGCUGAACAUGAAAUGAACUGCUCCACGGCUGCUGCUAGGCAUCUUGCUUCAAGUGGUGUGGAUGUCUUUACUGCUCUUGCUGGUGCUGUUGGAGCUUUGUAUGGUCCACUACACGGCGGGGCAAAUGAGGCUGUUCUUAAAAUGCUUAAUGAAAUUGGAAAUGUUGAAAAUAUUCCAGAGUUUAUAGAUGGUGUGAAGAACAGGAAGCGGAAGAUGUCAGGUUUUGGACAUCGUGUGUACAAAAAUUACGACCCCCGUGCAAAGGUCAUUCGCAAAUUGGCAGAGGAAGUCUUCUCCAUUGUUGGACGUGAUCCUUUAAUUGAGAUAGCUGUUGAGUUAGAGAAAGCUGCGCUGUCAGAUGAGUACUUCAUUAAGAGGAAGCUUUAUCCUAAUGUUGAUUUUUACUCAGGCCUAAUCUACAGGGCUAUGGGAUUUCCAACAGAGUUCUUUCCUGUGCUGUUUGCCAUCCCUCGUAUGGCUGGCUACCUGGCACACUGGCGAGAAUCGCUUGAUGAUCCUGAUACAAAGAUCAUGAGACCACAGCAGGUGUAUACUGGUGUAUGGCUCCGGCAUUAUACACCUGUCAGAGAGCGAUUGGUGUCAAAUGAGGCUGAUAGGCUUGGUCAGGUGGCAGUUUCAAAUGCAACAAGGCGGCGCCUGGCAGGGGCUGGUGUGUAAGUGUGUAACUUACCCCAGACUUAGAGCAAGUGCCUUAAUAAAAGCAAGCAUGCAACCCUUUUCACUGUAGUAGCAUUAAUGCUAGGGCUGAAGCUGUGCUGUAGCUGAGACAUCGAGCAAUUGUUCUUGGUCAUCAUAAGCUCGGAAUAAUGUAAUAAAAAUGAAUAUUAAUGAACAUGUUCAGCUUUUGCAAUGUUGUAGAUGUAAACUGUACUCUUCCCUUUUUGAGUUCCUCUUUAUGAUGCACAUUUUUUGGCAUCGAAAUAGAUUUAUAUCUUUUACAUUGGACU